UUUGGUUUCUUCUUUUUUAAGUAUUUGGGUCCUGCGUCUUUGUUGUAUUUAAGGUCUAAUCAAAUCCCUGUAGUUGGUUUAUUAUAAAAUUUCUGCUGUAAAUAUACCAUGGCUUCCUCUUCUGGAACUUCUUCUGGGUCAACUCUCCUUCCAAACUCUGGUUCAGAAGAAGACCUUCAGCUUGUAAUGGAUCAAAGGAGAAAGAAGAGAAUGCUAUCAAACCGUGAAUCGGCAAGAAGAUCGAGGAUGCAGAAACAGAAGCACUUUGAUGAACUGAUGGUCCAAAAGGCUCAGCUCAGGAAGGAGAAUAACCAGAUCCUUACAAGUAUGAACUUCACCACUCAGCACUACUUGGCCAUUGAAGCUGAGAAUUCAGUUUUAAGAGCUCAGAUGGGGGAGUUGAACAACAGAUUGCAGUCCCUUAAUGAGAUCAUACAGUACAUUAAUGUGGGCAACAACAGUUUUGAAACUGUGGAAACUCUAAUCGGUGCUGAUAGCUUCAUGAACCCAUGGAAUUCACUCUAUCUAAAUCAGCAACCUAUCAUGGCUUCUGCAGGACAUAAUUCAAUACUGAAACUCCUUCCAUAACCCAUGGCUCUCUGAGAAGCUUGAGACUGCAAUAAUGGUUUGUUUGUGUUGUCAGUGGUGUUUGUUUAGGUUCUCAAUGAGUGUAGAGCUACAAGGGGU
This is a messenger RNA of Telopea speciosissima, 687 nucleotides long. Its product is annotated as bZIP transcription factor 11-like. Bases 109 to 588 code for a protein of 159 amino acids. Gene Ontology annotation, molecular function: transcription cis-regulatory region binding; DNA-binding transcription factor activity. The transcript has a single exon. Gene Ontology annotation, cellular component: nucleus. Gene Ontology annotation, biological process: positive regulation of DNA-templated transcription. Lineage: Eukaryota; Viridiplantae; Streptophyta; Magnoliopsida; Proteales; Proteaceae. The record is from RefSeq and is a predicted model, not a curated record.